Molecule: messenger RNA, 1116 nt
Organism: Microplitis demolitor
Lineage: Eukaryota; Metazoa; Arthropoda; Insecta; Hymenoptera; Braconidae
Product: limulus clotting factor C-like
Exons: 5
Coding region: 1-1116 (371 amino acids)
Biological process (GO): proteolysis
Cellular component (GO): membrane
Molecular function (GO): serine-type endopeptidase activity; G protein-coupled receptor activity
Source: RefSeq, a predicted model, not a curated record
AUGAACAGAUAUGAACAGGCAUCGACAGAGUUUCAAAAAAUUACUUGUCCAUCAUUAGAUGCACCCGCAACGAAAAAACGUUGUGAAGUUUUAUGGGGACCUAAACAAGGUUGGAUCUCUUGCAAAGAACCUAUACCUGUUGGUACUCAUGCCACGUUAGAGUGUUCAGAAUUUUAUGAACGACAAUCAGGAGCUUUUUACACGACAUGUCUUCAUGAUGGCACUUGGAGUCAGCUUCCUUUACGAUGUAAGCCUAUCUGUGGAAUACGUGACGACACAGCAACAGCUUUGAUUGUCAAAGGUUGGGAAAUAUCCCCGGAGGAAAGUUUGCCUUGGCACGCGACACUUUUUUCACAUGAAAAUGGGCAGUGGAAAUUUUUUUGUGGUAGCUCUUUAAUUGGAGAGCGUGCUGUUUUAACAGCUGGUCAUUGCGUUUGGAAAACAAAUCCUGAGACAAUUCGUGUUGUUUUUUCUGGAUUUUCGAGUAAUUAUACUAUGAAUGAACAAAAUACAGAGACUCAAAUUCUUAAAGUAUCAGAUAUAAAAAUACAGCAAAUGUAUCGAGAUCAUGAAGGAAAUUAUGGAUCUGAUCUUGCAAUUUUAAUUUUAGAUGAACCAGUUAUAAUAACUACCAAUGUUAAGCCAGUUUGUUUAGAUUGGCGUGCAGGUUCAGAUGUGUCUUUAAGAUCUGAAGAAAUGGGUUUAGUUACUGGAAUGGGAAUAACAGAAAAUGAUACAUUUAGCGAAAAGCUUCGUGUGACGACUGUCAAAAUAAUUUCAGAAAAUGAGUGCCGAGAAAGCCAGAACAAAGAUUUUAGAAAAUAUUUAACUUAUACAACAUUUUGUGCUGGCUGGAAGAACGGAACUGCAGUUUGUAAUGGAGAUAGUGGAGGUGGAUUAGUAUUACAACGACCUGGUGAACGACUAUGGGACUUACAUGGAGUUGUAUCGAUUAGCCUUCGUCGAUUAGGGACAAAUAUUUGUGAUCCAAAUUAUUUCACAGUAUUUACAAAAGUUUCAUUGUACAGUACUUGGAUUGAUAGUAUUUUAAGAAAUCUUCGUAUUAUUGGACCACCAGAUAAUCAACUACCAAAUACAGAUAUUAUUAUUGAAUAG